Ectocarpus sp. CCAP 1310/34 is the source of this 2575-nucleotide messenger RNA. The record is from the annotation of a GenBank genome assembly. NCBI's taxonomy places the organism in Eukaryota, Phaeophyceae, Ectocarpales, Ectocarpaceae.
AUGUUGCUGCUUUGCUGUUGGCAGGCAAGAGCGUGUGCUAUCUGCGCCAUCAUUGUCCAUGUGGGUGCCCUGUUGGUGUUCGGCUGGCUGUGGGUGUGGCAAUGGAUUGCCUCUGUCUUAGCCUUCAUCAUGUGCGGCGUUCUCCUGUGCAUGUACGAUCGGUGCGCGUACAUCACGGGCGGCAUCUGCUUCGCCGUGGCCGCCGUGUUCGACAUCUUAGUGUUGGUGGGAUGGAUUGCCAUUUACAACAAUCUUCAAGACGACUACUACAACUACUACGACGACGACUACUACAACAACAAUGACGGUGAGUGGGAGGACUGGAAGAACGUCAUCCUCUGGUUCGCCCUACUCCCCUUCCUCGGAGCCCUUUCCUUGGGCCUCGGUGCCGUGUUUUCCUUCACGUCGCUGUGCUUCUGGAAGGACGCCGGCUCCCCCGCGGCGGCGAUGGCGGUCACGACUGCGCACGUCCCGGCACCUCAGAACACCGUCAGCGCCACCUACCAGCCUCAGAACGAGCACCAGCACCACGAGCGGUAUCACUACCAACAGCACAAGGCCGCGGAUCCCCAACAGGCACCGCCUUCUGCGAGCGAAAGGCCGCCGCCCCCGGGUUACUACCAGUGAGGUUAUGACCUUCGCCGGCACGCUCGGUGGCCGCUAGCUGCCACGUAAACGGGGGCGAGCCUGGCCGGCGAGAACGUAGCAAGGAUUGAUUGUCCCGGCACAUGAUGUGGUGAGGGAUAGAUUCCGUCAGUCUCGUGGUUGCUUGUCCGUGUGGAAGCGGAGCAUGAAAGCACUCCCGGUGUAUCGAUGUGAGCCCCCCACAUGUUUGUAGGUAUUGGAUUGUGUAGCAAUGGCAUGGCCGGUAUCAUCCCCAGAGGGGGGUGAAUGCUCCAGGCCCAGAAGGCGUGCAAGGGUAGAGUCACGCAUUUUGCUGAGUGCUGAUCCUUGGAUUAUUUCGUUGUUUUGUUCUUUUUCGCAUCCCGUGACGAGCGGGAACGAUGGGAUCGUUUUGUUUUUUCUUGAUCCAUCCCAUUCGCCCAUUAAGUCACCAGGGACGUUUCACUGCUGUAUUGGUGGAAGGUCUGGCUUGGUUUGGGCGGUUUUGUUGGAGGUCGGUUGUGUAUGUGCUCAGUAGUUUUGUAUCGAUUUUUCUUGGUCCUGGUAUGUCAUUCUUGUUUCUAAGAAAAAGGGUGCACCCUUUGUACAGUGCCAGCCCGCUCGCAAGAAACAAUCUGGCAAGAGCUUGAGCCUAGGUUUUUACUAAUUAGAAGAGGGCCGUAACAAACUACACCCAUUUGAUGAAGUACCAUAUGGAGAAAUAACAAAUCCAAUAGACCUUCCAUCGGUACGAAGCGUAAAUAUUUGGGGUAGGACGUGGACGUGGUACGAAGGAACGACCUUCGACCCCCGUGUCGCAGCUCGACAGCGAUGACGACUUCGAUUAACGGUGAGGAAAUUGUUUGAUCAGUCGUUGAAGACUGCCUUCUGGAAGCGUUUUUGAGUUCUUAAUUGCGGGAGAUCAGCAGGUCGUGCGGCUGGCACGCAAAACAACCAAAUUUAGAAGCCACGCAAACUUGCCGCGUUUUGCUCGUGUACGAUCAAGCAUCAUCACAAGCGUGGGCUUGCCUCUUUGUCUAGGGUGUAGACGAGUCGAAUCCAGCCUUAGGAGCAUGGGCCAGACUACAUGGAGCCGAAAGACGAUGACUGCGAGUGCUCGCGCAUCCUCAACGUUUAUAAUAUCGACUAAGAGGUGAGAGUUGGAGUGCACAUGUACAACAGGUCGGGACCAAUUUGGCCAUUGAGUCUCGAAGGGGAGUCCCUUUUUUUCCGCCCUCCGGAACGAGAACGUUGUGCGUGCACACGAUCGUGUAGUUCUGUUGUAGAGUACAUGCAUACUGGUACUGUAGACAUAUGCGCAAUAGUGGGCGCAAUGCAUAUUUUUUUCAAAGUCGGAUAAAGGGCUGCCGGCGAAUGUCAAAUGAAGGUGGCGCGCAGGGUAGCUAGCUUACCGUAGAUGGUGGUACGGAGCCCGUUGACCGCUGUCAUGUGUUUUUUUUCUCUUCAAUUUUUUUUGCGAGGCUGCAACAACGCGCUUCGAUGAAGAGGCAACAAGCGCCGAGAACACAGCAGUACAGUUUGUUUGUUGUUGUUGUUUCUCACGUUAGCUCUAGAAGAGUAAAUGUGCCGAUUAAGGACCACUUAACGGAGCCCCCGCUCUGAGAGGUCGUUCUCGGGUGUCUUGAUUUGUGGCGACAGAGAGGUAUCGAACGUUAGCUUAUAACACGACCUAAACGAUGAAACAACAAAAAACAAAAAUAAUGAAUGUGGUGAUGACAUGGUGCCAGCGUAGUAUUCUUCAUUUGUCAGGGGAAAAUACCGGUUAUACACAGAUGCCCCGAUUGAGGACCACUUCGAAUUCGUAGUGAUUGCGCACGUUCUAAUGAUUUCCAGAACUUUUCCUUUGGCAAGGAUCGUUAUGGUAGUAAUACAAAGCAUUUCCGAAAAAAUAUUUUAAAAUACAUGCAUGCCCGGGGACAAAAACAAGAAAUCCACGUGUUUUUUUGCCUGU